AUGUGGAGUCUUUCCUUUGCUCUACUCAUUUCUUGUAUUUCACUAACUGCUCAACAGGAUCCAACUGAAAUUCCAAAAUGUGAGACUUGUAAUGAACUAGCUCAAAAAAUACCUAAUGCAAUCCAAGAAUUGCAUAAAAUCAAAUUGGAGCCAAAUGACACUCGCGUCGCCAAAAUGAUCAAGAUGUGCACUGACAUGCAGGGUUGCGAUUCUUGUGGCAUUCCACAACAGACCAAAGAUACAGUGGAGACAACUUGUAAUCUUCUGGACAUGGUUAAUAAAGAAGGUUUCACAGCUUGCGCUUCGAAAUUGUCGAAAGAAAAUCCGGACGUUUCCGGUUAUGAAUGCCUCGAAGGACUGGAUUUCUAUGACAAAUCCCCUGCAAGCAGUUGCGUAAGGGCCACAACAAAGAAGGAAUGUGUUAAGAAAAUUAUGGAAGACAAGUGUGGAAAAGAUGCUCUAGUAGACUAUGAUAAAAUUAUCGACCGUGUAGUAAAGCUUCUUGAUUGCAAAUAA
Molecule: messenger RNA, 516 nt
Organism: Caenorhabditis briggsae
Lineage: Eukaryota; Metazoa; Nematoda; Chromadorea; Rhabditida; Rhabditidae
Exons: 2
Coding region: 1-516 (171 amino acids)
Source: RefSeq, a predicted model, not a curated record